GUAAUCUCAUCAAUUUAAAAUUUAAUUGUCGUUCAACAUUUGGAAAGCCACACAUUCUCGAACUUGCUGACCCUUGCUAUUAAUAUAUAAUAAAUAUGGAGUCUUUAAAUAUAACACGUCAGGAUAUUAUGAGUUUUCCAUUUCCAUAUAAAUUGUGGUUAGUUAUCCAUUUAGAUUUUUGCGAUUUUCUACGCUGGAAUCGCGACGGCACAGUUAUAUUAUUGGAGUUAGUAGCAUUGGAGGAUUAUCUAAAUUCAACGCGAUCCAUAUUUUAUAUAAAAAAUCGUUCAAUUUUCUUAACCCAUUUAGAGGAAUUUCAAUUUCAGCGAUUGAAUAUGAUGCCUGAAGUCGGGGAAAUUUUAUUGUUGCAAUAUAAAAAUGAGAAUUUUAAAAGACAUCGCUUGGAUUUAGUACCCAAAGUUCGACGAUCCGCUUAUCAUAUAUUCGCUGACAAGUCAAUGAAUAUGGGAGGAGGAGCUUUCAAUAAUGACGAUUUAAACAAAAAUAAAAAUGCCUCUCAUAAACCAUUCGAUGCUUUUAAUACACGCGCUGCCGAGCGUAUGAAGGGGGAUUUGUGCUUUAUGUUUCACGGUGGCUUAUCAGAAAUUCAAAAGAGUCGCUUGCACUUUCAAACCAUAUUACAAUUUCAAAGUAUGACGCAUAUGCUGCAAGAGAAAUUAGAAGCUUCAAAUAAGCUGACUGCCAAACCACAUCGUAUUAAACCUAAAUUAGGCCGUCGAAAGUGUAGUAACGUCGCUACUGAAGAACAAGUGAUCGAAUUGCCGGCCGAUAUUUACGAGAAUCCUAAUGAUUCCGUAUUAAAAUUGCAGAACGACUUUCGCCCAGAAUAUGCUGGUUAUUACGGCAAUUGCAGCAAAGAAUUGAUUGUGCGCUUCUUCGGUGAUUAUUUGCCAACAGCAAAUGAAGACUGUUCAAUGGAAGCGAAGAAAGUCGAAGUUGAAUCAUGGACUUCUAACAUAAAUGUGUUGCCGCCCGAACGUGAACAAGUAUCACAAACCGAAACUCAAAAAUACGUUGACGGUUUACCGUUGGAUAUGACUUCGACUUCAACGCCUAUAGGGCAACGCAAUUUACCAACUUUGAAAUUCUCGUCGGGCCUUGAACCCAUUUUCAAGGCUGAUGAAGGACAAGACAAUGUUAAUUGCGUAGAAGAAGGCAUAACCGGUACACAAACCCAUCAGAAUAGUAUGGAUACCGAAGUUGAUGCUUUCAUGGAUGAAUUCCUAAAUUUUAAAGGUGGUAGUUACAAAAACUUGAUAACUAGACCUAUUAGAGAUGCUGAAACGAAACCACAGGAUAUAAAUUAUUCAAAUGCAAUCGCCGAGCAAGCUGCCGCGCCAGCACAGCGGCCAGAGUUUCCACAAAUGCCUGCAGCCGCUAAGAUGGAAAUAACUGAUGAGGAAGAUAAAGAAAAUGAAGUCAAUUUUCGUAAUUUCUUUAGUCAAUACAGAGCCUCAUUGAAUUUACUUUACGAAAAUCCGUGAAUAUUUUCUUUCUUUACUUGACUCUUAUCUUGUGUUUAAAUAUUUACUACCAUUUUCAUGUUGCGUCUAUUAAAUUGCAAUUUAAUAUGAGAUUGAUCUUCAUUUCUUAUAAAUACGUUCGUCUUCAUUUGUCACCGUUAAUUGAAAUUGCGUCAUUUUAUUAUUCUAUUAAUUUUCUGUUAUAUUCCAUUUUGCAUUUAACGUUCAUUCUAAUAAAUAUUAAAUUUUAGUUUGGAUAUUAGUUUAAUUUAUUUUUUAAAUAUAUGUGUUAUUAUAUAUUGUG
Messenger RNA from Glossina fuscipes, 1788 nucleotides. RefSeq lists its product as uncharacterized. Gene Ontology annotation, molecular function: DNA-binding transcription factor activity; sequence-specific DNA binding. The transcript is spliced from 3 exons. The coding region runs from base 96 to 1505 and encodes 469 amino acids. NCBI's taxonomy places the organism in Eukaryota, Metazoa, Arthropoda, Insecta, Diptera, Glossinidae. The record is from RefSeq and is a predicted model, not a curated record. Gene Ontology annotation, biological process: regulation of DNA-templated transcription.